AGUGACUUCAGUGUGACUCAAAGAAAAUUCUCCAAUAGACCUAAACAAGUUCCCAGUUCUCUCCUUAGGCUGGGUUCUUUUAAUACUGCUCUAGCGAAGUGAGAAACUUCUCUGAUAUUGUUGUCGUUGCCGUUAUCUCUGACUGCAAAAUGGCGUUCUCAUUGAGCAAGAGGCUAGCAUGCUCUCACCUUUCCAAGCUCGCUGCUCCUUCACAGCGAGCUUCACUUAGUUGGCGACGAUAUGCCAGUGCAGCUGCUGUGCCCACGUCUUCCAGCAUACCCGUCCAAGAUGAAACUCAGAUUCGGCAUGAAACCUCUGUGCCCAACCCAGACCCUUCCUCCGACUCGCCGACGGCGACCUUUUUGAAUCAGUCUACUCCGUACAUGGUCCCUACCUACGUUCGACCCCCACCAAUGAUGGUGCAAGGAGAAGGGUGUACUUUGUACGAUAAUGAAAACAGACAGUAUCUGGACUUCACUGCUGGCAUAGCGGUUACUUCUCUGGGUCAUAACGAUCCUGAAAUCACAAGACUGAUUGCCCACCAAGCACAGCGAUUGAUCCAUGCGUCCAACCUCUAUCACAACCCCUGGACCCCCACCCUCUCCAAAUCCCUGAUCGAGGAGACGCAGAAGCAGUCGCCCGGCUCGCCUCUGACUCAAGUCUUCAUCUCGAACUCUGGCUCGGAGGCCAAUGAGGCUGCGUUAAAAUUUGCUCGGAAGGUCAUAUAUGCAAAAGAUCCGGAGUCAAAGCAGAGAGACAUUGUGUCAUUUCAUGGCUCUUUCCAUGGGCGCACGUAUGGAUCACUCUCAGCCACUCCAAAUAAGAAAUACCAGUCCCCGUUCGGUCCCAUGCUGUCUGGGUUCCGUUACGGAAAGUUCAACGACGUUGCGGGUGUCCAAGAGCUGAUCAACGAGAACACUGCGGGAGUGAUCGUUGAACCAAUCCAGGGUGAAGGGGGUGUCAAUGUUGCGACCCCUGAGUUUCUCCAAGCCCUCCGCAAGCGGUGUGACGAAGUUGGUGCGAUUCUGAUCUUUGACGAGAUCCAGUGUGGCUUGUCAAGGACUGGAGAUCUCUGGGCCUAUACUGCGUCCGGUGUGCACCCCGACAUCCUGACAACGGCCAAAGCCUUGGGGAACGGCAUUCCCAUUGGGGCAACACUCGUGUCAGGCAAGACCGUGGCACCGUACAUCAAGACGGGCGACCAUGGGACAACCUUCGGUGGCAAUCCCUUGGCCUGUCGAGUCGCUCAUCACGUCUUCGGCCGUCUCGCCAAGGCUCAACUACAGGAAGAAGUUCGAAUUAAGUCGACCCUCUUUUUCAGCGCCUUCGAAACCAUGAAGGAAAAGUUCCCCGGUGUCCUCUCAGAAGUCAGGGGCAAGGGUCUCAUUGUCGGUUACCAGUUAAGCGACUCCGCAAAGGACAAGGCAACUGAGAUCAUUACUGCCGCACGAGAGCGAGGUCUUCUCGUUAUCACGGCUGGAGAUGGUGUUAUACGAAUCGUUCCGCCUCUUGUUAUCUCGCACGAAGAGAUCAACAGAGGGCUUGCCAUCCUUGAGGACGCCAUGAACGUCGUUUUUAACAAGUAAAGUCAAGUGACAGGCACCACAGGUGAACAGGAAAUGGCUGGUCGCUGAAACACAUUCUGGCUAUGCAAGACUCACAAGCCUAGCCCGAGAGAUUGGACUAUGUUCUCACUUCGCCUUCUGGCACUAUCAUGCCAUGGACGCCUUGGUAAUCUGGACGUCCCGCAGGUUGCCACUUUCCGGCCAAAAUCUUGCUUUCUUCGGCCAGUUUAAAGACCUCGACUUUUAGUGGUCUGCAGCAUUUGAUCAUUUCCUUCUCACUGUCACUUCCAAAGCCCCACAAGGAAAGAUCUCCACCCGGGCACGUUGACAGAGCCAUCAGGAGAUCCUGCUCGGCGAAAAAUUCGAUAUAGUCGCCCGGUCGCGCAGGGCACGGAUUCAUGAAGUAUCUGCCCUGCGAAUCCAGACCCGUUACCUGGAACAGGUUGAUCACGUCGUGAACAUCUGAUUCGUUGAGACCGAAAGGCAAGACAGCUCUUGUGAGGUUGGAGUGGCAAUGAUAGUCGUACGACGCCUCUGGUCCUGAGAGUAGGGUGUUGAUAUAGGGGUCGCAUCUGGUGCCAAGAAGGUCAUGAACUCUUCCUCCGGUCUCAUCCACUCCGUACCAAGAGAGGGAAUCGGAGAUGAUGGUGCACAAUGGACGCAUAUACGGUAGGCAGGACCAGAGGCGAUCACCUGUUGUUACGUGUGACGAGUGGAGCUGUUUUGUCCGAGACGCCCAGAAUCUCUCGCGAGGGUUACUCGCAUUCCAGAUAUUCAAGUCCCCUGCGGACCGUGUCAGAGCGCGAAUGCUUAUACAGAAAUUGUUUCCCCUACCAACUUGAGGCCCCUCAGGCGUGCUGAUUCUGAUAAUACUCUUGGCUGGAGCCUUCCAAGCACGACCUGAACGGAUAGGCAAGACAAAUGACUCGACAAGUUCCCUGGGACUUUGCUGAAUAGACUGAUACAGCUCCUGGUCGACCGUCAGGGGGGAACCGGCGGUGGGUAGAUAUGCGGGUUGAGGAGGAGGCAACGGCUUCCUCGCUUUCAAGCGUUCCUCGUUGGACUGAGGGACAGACAUCGUCGCUCGAGAAUGCCACCGAUUCUAGUCUUCGGAAUGCCGUCUCUUACAAUCCAGGAGCUCUACUCAUCCUUGUCGUGAUUACACUGGAUCAGAGGCUUAUUUAUGGGCGUCUGGAUGCGGACAUGUCCGACCUCCCAGCUCACGAUGUUAUCAAAGCUGAAUGCUGGGUGCCCGAAUCUACUCCAGUGCACAAUACAAGCGUAGUAAGUCUCCCUUUCCGUCUCGAGCAUGUCGUUAGUCAUGGGCCAAAGGUCUCACACGACGCGCAAGGUGUUUAAGCCGCAUUGGACCGUGAGGCACGGCGUUGUAGCAAACAACUUCGAUCAUCCUCUAGAGCAUUUUUACGGCUCGACGCUCUAACCAG
Molecule: messenger RNA, 3010 nt
Organism: Cladophialophora immunda
Lineage: Eukaryota; Fungi; Ascomycota; Eurotiomycetes; Chaetothyriales; Herpotrichiellaceae
Exons: 1
Coding region: 150-1586 (478 amino acids)
Biological process (GO): arginine metabolic process
Cellular component (GO): mitochondrial matrix
Molecular function (GO): transaminase activity; pyridoxal phosphate binding; identical protein binding
Source: RefSeq, a predicted model, not a curated record